This is a messenger RNA of Didymosphaeria variabile, 1707 nucleotides long. RefSeq lists its product as uncharacterized. The coding region runs from base 1 to 1707 and encodes 568 amino acids. The transcript has 2 exons. Lineage: Eukaryota; Fungi; Ascomycota; Dothideomycetes; Pleosporales; Didymosphaeriaceae. The record is from RefSeq and is a predicted model, not a curated record.
AUGUACCAAAAUGAUCGGCUCCAGUCCAUCAUCGAUCAAAUGAACAAGUCUUUUUUGCAAUUCAACGAAGCCGCCCUUAAGUCGGGGCUCCUUCAGCUCAACCCGGUCUUGGCUCAACAGCUGAAGAGCGUCACCGAAUCCUUCGUCUCCCUAGCCAAAUCAGCUGCAGAGGGACAUGCCGAUGAGGAAGACGUGAAUGAGAUCAUCGAAGCUGCCCCUGUACGAAAAUCUCAGGCUCGGUCAACGCAGCCUCCACGCGUGAACGUAGGCUGGGGUUACUCGACUACUCUUAAAAACUCCCCGCCUGUACAGGCUACACCAUCACCACCCGAAGAAGCUCGGUCACAGAACUAUGGCGACCUUCCUCUACUACCCAACUUUAAUGCGGAACAGGCGAAACAGGGUGGUCUAGUGCAGUAUAGGCGACCACAGAUGCCGGAUCUAUUCGCUCAGGGGGUUUCCUGGGCUCACGCGUCUCUCGAUGAACGACCUAGCAAUCAGCCACUGCCCUUCGGACUUCUUGAUAUUCUAAGUCGACAGGAAUUCAAACCGCCGAGCCCACAGAACCGGAGCAUAUUCUCCGUCAAUAUCCCCACACCCCGAACGACGCCUCCAAUACCACGCCUGCCGUCACCAACAUAUGGCAACCUCACAACCAAAAGCCCAAAGCCAAUUUGGACUUACAGUCAUGAUGAGACGACUUUUGCGAGAAGGUUGACUCGGGCUUCGCUAGAAACGGGAUUUCACUUGCUCAGCUCAGCUAAUCAGCGACCUGCUGCACUUGAAUAUGUAUUCAAGCUUUCGUUGCCGUACAUGACACUGAACCAACUUCGAGACAGGUUCAAGGAGCUUUUGGCCCGGGGCACUGAUGAAGAGCUUGACUUCUGGUCAACGCCAUUUAUACAUCUGGGUGGCGCUGGCACUCACUAUCCACGAAAAGACGCACAGGGUAGCAUCAUCAAACCGCCGAGCACAUGGACUGUCCGCCGUAUCGGCCCUAUAGACAAGGAAAUGAUACGAGCGGAGAACAGCGAAGACCCAAGCCAAAGCCACGAUCUUAACAUCGACCUGACGGGCUUUGAGGGCGAGUGGUUCGAUGCGCACGACGUUGAAGGGUAUCUAGAACAUGAGAAAGGUGUACGCAUCGACCCCAAGAGCUCUUUCAUAGACGCACUCGUAGACGAUGACGACCACCCCGGCGAUGACUAUUUCACCACAAACGCAGGGCUGAACAGCCCUUCACCACCUCGCCGCUCAUCAGACGACAGCACACCCAGUUUUGGUACAGAUACAACAAGCGCAGAGUCACGCUCUGACCUCCCUACACCGCCGAAAGUUCAAGGUGCCACGGGCGCCAACGUGGACCACCUAUUCGCUCCGUCCGAUAUAGCUUUUGGUCUGGAUAUGGGCAUGGCGUCGGAAUUCAAGAUGCCCAGCAUCGACUCAUCCGCAUUCUUCGACCAGCCGUUGGGCUUGGAUCUCGCACCUGGAUUCGACAUAGGCCUCAACAACGGGUCUUUGCAGCCUCUCAACUUCCCCGACGAUGCGAAUGGGUCGAAUAUGGACAUGCCUUUCCAAGGUCUAGAACCGAUACCGGUGGUAAGACAGAAGCGAAAGAAGGCUGUGCUCAUUGAUGUCACCAAGCUGGUUGAUGGUAAGUUUGCUGGGAGUGUGAGCCGGCUGUGGGAUGGUCUGCUAACGAUGUAG